This is a messenger RNA of Triticum turgidum subsp. durum (durum wheat), 1239 nucleotides long. Lineage: Eukaryota; Viridiplantae; Streptophyta; Magnoliopsida; Poales; Poaceae. The record is from the annotation of a GenBank genome assembly.
AUGGGGCUGAUGGCGCUGAAGCGGCUCAUGUGCAUGAAGCCGGAGCAGAUGCGGAAACAUGGCCGUAGCCAAUCCCACGAUGGACUUGUUUCUUCAUUGGCUAGAAGAAACAGCAAACCUUCCGUUGAUCUAAAAACCAGCGAAGCCUCCGAAAAGGAUGACAAUUCUCAUUGUGGCAAAAGACCAAGUUACCUGGGUCCAGACCUUCCAGAGGAAAUCUGGCACCAUAUACAUUCUCUAGUGCCAAUGCGAGAUGAUGCCAGGGCUGCCUGUGUGUCUCGUGCCUUUCAUCACUCCUGGAGAUGCCAUCUUAAUCUCACCUUCACCAAGGAAACAAUGUGUUCAAAGAAAAGUUUAUUCGAGGGAACAGAGGACUCAAAUGAUAGAAGAAAUAGAAGAGAGUACAACAACAAUAUUGACCAUAUUCUGACGAACCAUAGAGGCGUUGGUGUGAAGACGUUCAUACUUGAAUUCCAUGGUCCUUACAAUACCAAAUCCUACAAUCGUCUCAAUAGUUGGCUUCAGAUUGCUAUUACACCAGUGAUGGAAGAACUUACCCUUAUACUGUUGUCGGAGAAGGCAAAAUACGAGUUCCCUUGCUCACUUUUAUCUGAAAAAGGUGGAAACACUAUACGGCAUCUCCACCUUGACAAUUGUGUAUUGCGUCCCACAGUUGCCCUUAAUUUGAGAUGCCUGACAGAGCUGUAUCUGUAUCAAGUGCGUAUUACGGGGGAUGAGUUAGGCUGCCUUCUUUCCAAUUCAUUUGCUCUGGAGAAAUUGACACUCAUAUAUUGUUAUGAUAUAAUUCGCCUUGAGAUACCUUGCCUGCUGCAGCGGCUAAGCUACAUGGAGGUGUUUGAUUGCUUGAGACUUCAAGUUAUAGAGAACAAAGCUCCAAAUAUCUCCAGCUUUCAGUUUGCAGGUAAUGAAGUACAACUCUCACUUGAAAAAUCAUUGCAAGUGAAGUCCCUUAAGUUGGACCAUAGGUGUGUCAUCAGUUAUGCUAUUGACAAGCUUCCAUCCAGUGUGCCAAAUCUGGAGAGACUCAACAUAAUAUCUCCUCGUGAGAUGGUCAACGCACCGAUGGUACCUAGCAAAUUUCUCCACCUCAAGUCCUUGAGUAUUACUAUUCGUGGGUGGUGGAGCCUCAACAGGGAAUAUGACUUUGAUUUCUUUCCUGGAUGCUUCUCCUUCCUUGGAGACUUUUGUCUUGUCUGUAUCAGUGGAGAAGAAGUAUGA